GCUACUAAAACAAUAGAAUCAAUUAGAAUAUAAAAAUGUUAUCAUAAAAUGAUAUCAAAUAAAUAAAUAUUUUCAUAAAGUAUUGAAAGGGUAUAAAAGUCAAAUUGUUGUCUUGAAAUAAUUUCAGUUUCUUUGCUUUCAUCGGAACGUUUUCAUUUCGACGCGAGUUAGUCAGGAAAUGUUACACCCAAAGUUAUUUGUGAUUGUAAAAUAUUUAAGAAUUUUGUGUGGCGUUCUGAAAUGUUGUUCCAAAUCUGUGUGGAAUGGUGUAAAGGCUGCCUCACAUUAUGGAUACGCUAGAUUUUUUGUAUUCAUACAAGACAUGGCUGAGGAGACCGGUGUCUUGGCAUUUAAGUUGAUGGUCAAUCGCAGUUUGCAUACGUUUGAAAGGAUUUUUUGGCUGCUAACAUUCAUUGGUUCCAUAUAUGGCGCCCUAUGGAUAUCGCGCUUGCAAAUUUCCCGCUUUCUCAAGUCCCCAACUGUGAUAUCUGUCGACCGCAACUAUCGCGACUGGGUCGGUUAUAUGCCUGCAAUAACAUUGUGCUAUUACGACCACAUCGAUUCGUACAAGGCGAAUGAGUUCAUUUUGGAGAAUUGGAAUGUCUCAAUUGUGGAUGAAGAUUAUUUCUAUUACAUGGACUUUCUCUAUGCCGUCGUUAAUGCUAGCGCCAGCAAUUAUGUGGAUUUGGCGAAGUUUGCCGAGGACAGUCGUUUCGACGAUGUCGAUUUGUAUGAAUUGAUACAGGCCAUCGAUAGGCCAUUUGAACAGAUCAUCAAUACGUAUGAGGGUAACUUUGAGGUGCCCGUCAAAUCGGUGAUGACCGAACGUGGAUCGUGCUAUGUCAUUAACUCGUCAAUGGGUGAAGUGCUGUCGGGGAAGUGAUCUCUAACCUUCGAUGAUUUGAAGCAACCUUUGAAAUGUCAUUUCGGUAAACAGCAGUGCUUUAUUAAAGUUGAUCUCCUGGAGAGCACGGGAACGAUUGAUGUCCAUUCCCCAUUUGAAAUCUCCUCAACAGAUGCUAGCAAUAUUGCCUUGCACAAAUCGGAUGAAAUUAUUGCUUCAUAUAAAGUUCUGGAAACGGUAGCAUCCGGUAACUUAAGAGAUUUGACCAGAGAGCAGAGAAAAUGUGUAUUCCACGAUGAAGAAACCUCGGAAUUGCAGAUUUACAGCAAAACGAUUUGUUUGGCAAAAUGUCGGGCUACCAUGGCGGUGGAAAUGUGCAAUUGUGUGCCAUUCUUUUAUACAUUUCUGGAGGGUACCAGUUGCAAUCCGGCCGGUUUUGAAUGCCUACUGGACUUUAAAUGGCCUGUAUGGGCUUUGCACAUCUGUAAAUGUCCAAAUACCUGCAUCGAGAUGGAAUAUACCCUGCACACGGCCAAGAAAAGUUCCUGGGGUGGCAGUACAUUGGACGAGACCAAAACCGAUGUGGUAACAUCAAGUUUUCGUUGGGAUCUUAUACCGCCGAAAGUGAGAAUGCGUCGAGAUGUGGUUUUUAGUUUUGAGGAUUUGUUGGUUUCCUUUGGCGGCACCAUGGCAUUGUUUUUGGGCAUAAGUUUCAUUACGGUCAUAGCAUUUAUUUAUUCCUUGGUUCGCCAUCUAUCGUGGGAUUUUAUUAAAUUAUUAAAAUUCAUCUACGAGAAAUGUUUUCGAUUUCGAAAGAGUCUGGAAAAACAUCGCAAAUUGCAAGACAUACAACACCACCAUCUGUCGGGUGCAAUCCGCAAAAGAAUGUCAUUAGUUGAUAGCAUCAAAAAGCGACGUGAAUUGUUAUUGAAAUUACGCUGCAAAGAUUCCGAUGGGGCAUUGGAUGUGGAAAAUUUGGAAGAUGAUAUGGACGAUAUUAGUGCCAGCAGCAAUCCGGGAUCGUUGUUUGAAUUUGUGCAUUGA
Messenger RNA from Musca domestica (house fly), 1888 nucleotides. RefSeq lists its product as uncharacterized. Gene Ontology annotation, biological process: sodium ion transmembrane transport. Gene Ontology annotation, cellular component: membrane. Lineage: Eukaryota; Metazoa; Arthropoda; Insecta; Diptera; Muscidae. The transcript has 8 exons. Gene Ontology annotation, molecular function: ligand-gated sodium channel activity. The record is from RefSeq and is a predicted model, not a curated record.